AUGAGCGCCCAACUCGACGUGAAUAUCGACAAGAUCGACGGCCAAAUGGUCGAGCUGAUCGAUGCCUUCGAAUCCCACCCCCAGAUCCAGCCCCCGAACACCCACCCAACCGUGUUCUUCCUCCUGGACUUCAUCCGCAACACGCACCGCAUGCUCAAGGACGUCGACCCGGCCAAGUUCGCCGCCGGCGACAGCGGCGCGCGCAACGCCGCGCAGGAGAUUCUGGGGCGCAACCAGUUCGCCAAUGUGCUGGUGAACGACUCGAGUGGCAAGCUGGCUCUUAUGACGGGGAGUGACCCGAACAACCCCGUGGACUUGGGGCCGGAGAUUAAGGCGAAGGCGAGGGCUUUGACUGAGGUUUGA
This is a messenger RNA of Penicillium alfredii, 363 nucleotides long. RefSeq lists its product as uncharacterized. NCBI's taxonomy places the organism in Eukaryota, Fungi, Ascomycota, Eurotiomycetes, Eurotiales, Aspergillaceae. The record is from RefSeq and is a predicted model, not a curated record. The coding region runs from base 1 to 363 and encodes 120 amino acids. The transcript has 2 exons.